This is a messenger RNA of Coniophora puteana RWD-64-598 SS2, 1872 nucleotides long. Its product is annotated as delta-1-pyrroline-5-carboxylate dehydrogenase. Bases 98 to 1741 code for a protein of 547 amino acids. The transcript has 10 exons. Gene Ontology annotation, cellular component: mitochondrial matrix. NCBI's taxonomy places the organism in Eukaryota, Fungi, Basidiomycota, Agaricomycetes, Boletales, Coniophoraceae. Gene Ontology annotation, molecular function: L-glutamate gamma-semialdehyde dehydrogenase (NAD+) activity. The record is from RefSeq and is a predicted model, not a curated record.
AUCUUCCUCCCUUCGUUCCAUAUCAACAUUCCUCGAGCGACCAUCCUCGAGGUUGUUCAUCUUAUCGAUCAACCUUUUAUUCGAAACUUCGACAACGAUGUCCAACCCCACGCUUGCUUCAUUCAAAGUUCCCGCUAUCGACAAUGAGCCCAUGAAAAGUUAUGCCCCUGGCUCUGCAGAGCGCAAGGGCCUGGAGGCUGCGAUUGCUCAGAUGGAGCAGGAGCUUCCCUUCGAAGUUCCCUGCAUCGUCAACGGUCAACCCGUAAAAACUGGCAAGCUGUUCAAACAGCCUAUACCCUCGAACCACGCUCGUCACCUCUGCGAGUACCACGAAGCUGACGAGGCUACCGUCGCACGCGCCAUCGAUGGCGCGCUUGCCGCUAAAGCAGAGUGGGAGGCGAUGCCAUGGAACGAUAGGGCUGCUAUCUUCUUGCGCGCUGCGGACCUUGUCAGCGGAAAGUACCGCUACAAGUUGAUGGCCGCUACGAUCCUUGGUCAAGGGAAGAAUGCAUGGCAGGCUGAGAUCGAUGCUGCUGCUGAGCUCUCUGAUUUCCUCCGCUUUGGCGUGAAAUACGUCGAGGAGCUGUAUGCAACGCAGCCUCCAAAGAACUCACCGGGUGUCUGGAACCGAGUAGAGUAUCGUGCUCUGGAGGGCUUCGUCCUCGCUGUCUCGCCCUUCAACUUCACCGCCAUUGGUGGUAACCUUCCAGGAGCACCCGCCAUGGUCGGCAAUACCGUCGUGUGGAAGCCCUCUCCUGCGGCUACCUACUCCAACUACAUCGUCUACCAGAUCCUUGCCGAGGCUGGUGUCCCUCCCGGCGUCAUCCAGUUCGUCCCCGGCCCUCCAGCUGAGGUUGUCGCACAGGCAAUCUCGCACCCGUCGUUCGCGGCCCUUCAUUUCACCGGAAGCACCUUCGUUUUCAAGAAGCUGUGGAAGGACAUCGCCGCCAACCUGGACAAGUACAAGGGCUACCCCCGCAUCGUUGGCGAGACCGGCGGCAAGAACUUCCACGUCGUGCACCAGAGCGCGGAGAUCCAAAACGCGGCUCUCCAGAGUGUUCGUGCCGGCUUUGAGUACCAAGGUCAGAAGUGCUCCGCCCUCUCGCGCGUCUACGUCUCGUCAUCUGCCUGGAACGGUGGGUUCAAAGAGAAGUUCCUCAGCGAAAUUGCCAAGAUCAAGGUUGGCCGCCCUCAGGACUUCACCAACUUCAUGGGUCCUGUAAUUGGCCGGCCUGCAUAUGACAGGAUUAUCUCCAAGAUCAAGGAGGCCAAGGACGCCGGUGGCGAGGUCCUCAUCGGUGGCACCGGCGAUGACUCGGAGGGCUACUUCAUCCAGCCGACGGUGAUCCUGACGAAGGACCCGAAGUCCGUCACGAUGCGUGAGGAGAUCUUCGGUCCCGUCAUCACUGUCUUCGUCUUCGAAGAUAACGACUGGGAAAAAACGCUCGACCUCGUCGAUACCACUUCGGAGUACGGCCUUACCGGCUCUAUCUUUUCGCAGGACCGCCGUGCGCUCAUUCAAGCGACGAACAAGCUGCGCAAUGCCGCCGGCAAUGUAUACUACAACGAGAAGUGCACGGGUGCUGUCGUUGGCCAGCAGCCCUUCGGCGGUGCGCGCGCGAGUGGCACCAACGACAAGGCGGGCAGCAUGAGCAUCUUCUACCGCUUCGUCUCUGCGCGCAGCAUCAAGGAGAGCUUCGUCGGACUGGAGGACUUCAGCUACCCGUCAAACUUGGUUUAAUUUAACGCACCUAAGAUAAGGAGCACGGCGAUACGGACCAAGCAUAUAGCUAUAAACGAUGUACCAAAAACUUGUAUACUUACUGUAGCAGCGAAUGGCAGUGAAAAUCGUACAAGGCUGCACAUUACCUG